This is a messenger RNA of Haliotis rubra (blacklip abalone), 2140 nucleotides long. Its product is annotated as UDP-glucuronosyltransferase 1-2-like. NCBI's taxonomy places the organism in Eukaryota, Metazoa, Mollusca, Gastropoda, Lepetellida, Haliotidae. The coding region runs from base 173 to 1714 and encodes 513 amino acids. Gene Ontology annotation, molecular function: UDP-glycosyltransferase activity. The record is from RefSeq and is a predicted model, not a curated record. The transcript has 2 exons.
CUGUGAGCAGAGGCGAACGUUCAGAUUGUUUAGUUUUCAGCCACAGUACGUACAGCUCCCUCGCACACGGUGUUCGCCUUGGUUAAACUGACGGGGAUAGUAAUAUUGUGGUACACAGAAAGCUCGUGUGGAACAGUGACUCGAGGAACCAGCAUUUGACAGUGAAGUAGGAAUGUCGAUUCUCCGUGUGAUUGUGCUUCUAGGAGUGUUCUACAGUAUUGAUGGAGCCAAGAUUUUACUAAUGCCAUGGUCAGCCACAAGUCAUUGUCUGGAGAUGAUGUCUAUAGGUAGGGAACUCCUUGAGAGAGGCCACCAUGUAACAUUGUACGUUCUACUGUACGACCCAAAGAACUGCAUUUCGAGGAUGAAAGCGGAUUUAUUCAAACCAAAAUUUAAGAUUGUUAUUCCUAAUCUUGACCCAUCAUUCCAGAAGAAGAACGAUGAUGUAUUGGCCUCUGGUUCUGAAUAUAUAUAUAACAGGACAAAUCUGGUGUGGUUCCUGCUGCGUUUGGCACCUCCCUUUAUUCGCAACAUAUGCGAUGCCGCAUUUUACGACAAGACCGCAUUUCAGGAGUUGCAGAGAGACGGGUAUGACAUUGCCAUAGUUGAUGGCAUUUUGUUCUCUGGAUGUCUCUUUGCUUUUCCCUUGGCCCUUGGGAUACCCGCCGCCGCCCAAGGAUCUUUCAUUGAUCCACAGGACAGUCGGAUGCCUCUUCAGACAAACACGUUUCCGAGUUUGUACUCGGAAUUUUCCAACGAUAUGACUUUCCUGCAAAGAUUCACAAAUACCCUUGCCUUCUUCUUAAAUCCUGUCAUGAGAUAUUUCAUGAUUCCUAGUGUUGAUCUGUCCCGGUACAAUGAAACACUACGAGGCCUCGAUUCAAGAGAUCUGGUGAAGGAUUCGAUUCUCUUUCUUGAAAACUCAGACUACAUUAUUGACUACCCAAAAGCUAUCUUUCCAAAUUUUGUGCAGGUUGGGGGUCUCACUGCAAGUUUUUCAGAUCCCCUUCCAGGAGACCUGAAGAAAUUCUUAGAUGAUCGAACUGAUGGUGUUGUUCUUGUUUCCUUUGGAAGUAUGUUGAAAGGGUUUCCGUCGUCACUGAUUGAAAAAUUAAUGGCUGCCUUUGGUCGACUGAAGUACCAGGUUUUGUUCAAACAGGAUAGAGAGGAAAUCCGCGGGAACAUUAAAACAGUGAAAUGGUUGCCCCAAAAUGAUAUCCUAGGUCAUCCCAACACCAAGCUGUUUAUUUCCCAUUGUGGCAAGAACGGAUUCUGGGAGGGUGUGUAUCAUGGAGUUCCUAUCAUCUGUAUGCCAAUCCACGCAGAAACUGGCACCACCGCUGUGAAAGUGAGAAAGUAUGGUAUCGGCUCAUCCAUCAACAUCUACGACGACACCGUUGAUGAAAUUGUUGAGAAGAUAAAUAACGUCCUCGGAAAUGAAAGCAUUUCUUUCAAUAUGAAGAAGAUCUCAAGUAUACUACGAGACAGACCGGAAACUCCAGCGCAACGAGGCGCGUCUGCUCUGGAACACGUGAUCAAAUAUGGCGGCGAUCACCUGCGGCCCCCAUCCGUAGACUUUAAUUUCAUUAGCUAUGUUUAUGCUGAUGUUUGGUUGGCUCUUUUGGCAAUAAUGAUUUUUGUAAUAUGGUUUGGUAUCUGGAUGUGUCGCAGAUGUUGCAGGUGUCGAAAAGGAAGCAAAAGUAAAUUAGAUUAAGUGAUGAGAGCGCUGUCCCAAGAUGUUUCUAUUGACUUUCAACACCGAAUAUUGAAGGCUUGACCUGAGAUCCACCAUCAUUGACCAUAGUGGUAGAGUUAGACUUCGUGAUAUGAAAAUCAACGGGCUAGUUGAAACUUCAGGAGUUGUUAUCCUAAACAGUAGAUGCCAACGCCGCCCUCAUCAAGAAAGACAACUCUCAAUUAAACCACACCUUAUCGCAAUUAUUGUGCCAGUAUAGCCAACCUCAGGCGACAAAGAAACAGAAAAGACUAUAUUUUCAUGGAGGAUGUUUUGGUUAUUUUGCUGUUAAAAGAACUCUGUAUUAUUCAUUAGUUAAAGUGUCAGGGUAUGGUGUCUCUGUAAUAUGUAAGUUUCUGUACAUAUUUAGCUUAAAAUAAAUCCCUGCCCCUCGCUGUCCGCUGA